Molecule: messenger RNA, 3986 nt
Organism: Mustela lutreola (European mink)
Lineage: Eukaryota; Metazoa; Chordata; Mammalia; Carnivora; Mustelidae
Gene: MAMSTR
Product: MEF2 activating motif and SAP domain containing transcriptional regulator
Exons: 10
Coding region: 1370-2854 (494 amino acids)
Biological process (GO): regulation of transcription by RNA polymerase II
Cellular component (GO): nucleus
Molecular function (GO): transcription coregulator activity
Source: RefSeq, a predicted model, not a curated record
GCUGUGUGAAAUCCAAACCCGGAGCCCUGGGGCCUCCCACGCAUUUCAGGACAGAGCUCUAAGCUUGGUCUGCCAGAUACCAGGCCCUCAGUCCUGCCGGAGGGAACCAGACUUCUCUCCCUCCGACCCCAAAGACUAUAGUCCAGACCUCUUCUCCCUCAGACCCAGGAGUCCGGGUCCCCAGCCCCCAUCUGGACAUUUCUGCCUGUCGGGCACAAUGCCGAAUCCCAACACCUCUCGUCCUUGUGCUGGCAUCCCUCCUUCCUCACAUCCGGAAGUCCGGGCCCCCACCCAACUCCUCCCUCAAACCCGGGAGUCCAGGUCCCCAGCCCCCUUAUCCCUCGGAUCCAGGAGUUCGGGGCUCCAGUUUGAAUUUUCCACUCCCCUAAAUCCGACUCCUGCUGCUGCGUCAGGGAAAAAAUAAGCGACAGGUGGCACCUGCCCGCAGGCUUGGGUCGCGACCACCUGCUCCCGCUGCUCAACCGGCGCCCCUCUACAGGCACCUGCUUCUGUCAGUCCGCCCGCCACUGCCCCGCCCGACCCCGCAGCCCCAGGACGCGGAGAAGGAGCGACCCCGGGAACCCUGACGUUCGCCCCGCCCCAGUCCCUCCCAGCCCGUGCUCCCGCCCCUUCUCAGGGUCCCAGGCGGGUCUCCAGUCUCCCCUACCCCGCCCCGCCCCAUUCCACAGGCUCCUGGCACGCCCUAGAAAGGGGUGUCCUAGGCGGUCCUAGGCUGGUGGGGCGGACCCUGCGGCCUGCAGCCUAGACCAGGGGACUCAACACGCUCCAGAGCACUGCUGCGUGGAGCUCACCUGGUGAGAAGCCCCUGGGAUGGGGGUGGGGGGAUCCCACCUUAACUCUUCUGUCACCUCUCUGGUCCCAGUCCCUUCCUCACAGACCAUGGUGGCUGACACCCACCCACGCAGGUGGCAAAGCCCCUUCCCAUUCCGCAGGAACGUACCAGGUCCCUUUCCCCUCUUGAUCAAGGGUGUUGGAUUCUAGUACCUUCAGAAUAUUGAGCUGUCCCUUCACCCCGUGGGUGAAGGGUCUCCCUUCAUAGAUCCCAGUAUUUCCUCCCCCAGGCUCCAGGAAUUGGGGCCCUCAACCAGGAUUCCGGGCUCCCAGGCCCUCCUCCCCCAAGUUCUGACUCAAGGCCUCUCCUAUCCCUAAGCCCCCAAGGCCCUUUCCCUGCUGCCUUCACAUGAAGGGGCAGCCUCCUGACCUCCACUCUGACCCUCCUCCCAUGGGGACCCUGUCCUCCCCUCAGUCCAGGUCCCCAUCACAGAUUUGGCAAUGACUCUCGCGACUUCCUCUCAGCGCUCCCAAAUCAUUCGUUCCAAGUUCAGAUCUGGUUGUAUUUUAGGUCCCAAUGAUGACCGGAAGUGUACAAGGGAGUGUGGCAUUGGAUGUCAGUUCCUCAGUAGGCCAAGGGCAUACGAGCAUGCAAAUGAAUAUGCUGGUCCUCCAGCUUCGGAUCCACAGACGGUAUCAGGACCUAAGCCUUUCCAGGUCCUUCACUGCCUCCCCAGUCUUGGAUCCAGAUCCCUGGGUCUCAGCCACAGACCCCACUCUGGCUCCCGGAGCUCCAGCCCCAGUCUCCCCCAAGGGCCCCACCCCUUUCCUCUUCAACCCUGGGGACCUGCUUCUUGAAUCAGAAUACAGCCCUUGGAGGUCCCUGAAGGAGUCCCCCAAGAUCUCCCAACAUUGGAGAGAGCCCAAGCCAAAGGGGAACUUGACCUACCACCAGUACAUGCCCCCAGGGCAGAGACAGGGGUCCAGGGUAAACCCCCAGGCCAAAGGGUUGGCCCUGGGUCCCCUAGGACCACCUCUAUGGGAAGGGACAAAGUCACAGCAGCCACCUCCCAGGACUACCGCCAGGAUGAAGCCCACUGCCCUCACUCCCUCCCCACCUGGAGUCCCCAGCCCCUUGCCCCCUCCACACAAGUUGGAACUUCAGACCCUUAAGCUGGAGGAGCUGACGGUCUCAGAGCUCCGGCAGCAGCUGCGCCUUCGGGGCCUCCCUGUGUCGGGGACUAAGUCGAUGCUCCUGGAGCGCAUGCGCAGCGGCGCCCUGCCCCGCCAGCGGCCGAAGCCGCGGCGCGAGGACGGUCCAGCGUGUGCUCCCUGGCCGCGCCUCAGGCCCAAGGCUCUGGGAGCCGUCCGGAGGCAGGGCUCGGUGAGGGCGGGGCUACGCGCGUAUGGACCAGUGAGGAGAAGACAAAGCGGGACGGGGCGGGAACUCGAUAGAAGGAUAGCCAAUGAGCUCAAGCCAAGCGCCAACUCUCACGCUCAGCCUCCUGCACGUGCCCCGGAAACUCCUGCUACCGCUGCGGGUCCGACUGCCGCUCCGGCUCCGGCCUCGACUCCGGCCUCGGCUCCGGCUCCGGCUCCGGCUCCGGCUCCGCUUCGGGCUGCGGCUGCGGCUGCGGCUCCAGCACCGACUCCUCCCGCGGCACGGCCCACAGCGGCCCUGACUCUGGAGGAGGAGCUGCAGGAAGCCAUCCGCAGGGCGCAGUUGCUUCCGAACCGGAGCAUUGAUGACAUCCUGGAGGAUCAGGUGGAGCCUGAGGACCCGCUGCCCCCCAUCCCCUUGGACUUCCCCGGCUCCUUCGACGUGCUGUCCUCCUCCCCGGAUUCCGAAGGCCUCUCAUCUGUCUUCUCUUCCUCGCUCCCGUCCCCCACAAACUCCCCGUCCCCCUCUCCCAGGGGCCCCACAGACUCCUUGGACUGGCUGGAGGCUCUAAGUGGGGGUCCCCUGCUAGGCUGUGGCUCCCCAGCCCCCAGCAUCUUCUCUGCUGACUUAUCUGACUCCAGUGGAACCCGGCUGUGGGACCUGCUGGCGGAUCCAUGGUGAUGGGUGCUGUGGUUUCCAGGGGAUGCGAAGGUCACUGAGACAGACUCUCAAAGGAGGGGGUCGGACAACCGGCAGAGCCCCUCCCACCACAGACACAGAAUCAGAGACACCUCUCAUCCUCAUUGGGCGCCCCCCAACCGCUGCUGACAUGCUAACCACCGGACUUUCCCCUGCCUGACCUCCAUGUGAUCUGAUCCCCUCCAUGGUUGUGUGGUUGGGGGCCGGGAUGUGUCAUUUGCUGCUGGCCAGAGCAAACAAGCUGCCUGCUGCUUCCUUCGGAGACCUCCCGGAUGUUUUUGUUCCCGACUUCUCCCCUCCCCUAGUGCUGCCAACUAGAUGGGAGUCGGAAAGGUGGUCUGUAUUUUUUGGGUGCAAGAGAGAAGGCUCACUCACAAUUUCAUGGGUUGAUCAGUUCAGCAAGGUGAUUCUCCAGCAUCAUAUAACUAGGGCUGCAAUCGCGUAGGGUCCAAGAGGGCUGGACCAUUCAAGGUAGCUCAGACGUGUCUUGCGCCUUGGCAGGAAUGGCUAGUAGGCUGGAGCCAGCUGGGCUGUGGUCUCUCCGACAGGGUAGCUGGGUUCCCUACACAGUACCUCAGGGUCCUCCAAAGCAAGCAUUACUCAAGGGGGGAGCAGAAGCUGCCAGUGUCACAAAGACCGAGCUUGGGACUGGUCCAGUGUCACGUUCACUACACUCCAUUGGCUGAUGCAAGUUGGGCUGGCGGGAUAUGCGAGGGGGGGGCUACACAGAUGUAUGCAUCUUGGAGGCAUGGUCAUUGGGGACCAUAUUUGGAGACUCCACUACACCCCUCUGGUCAGUUUGAGGCCGUGGGUCAUGAGGAGAGGGUGGGGCGUAGACUGCUGGGCACCUUGAACCCCAGGGCAUUCCUGGGAGGAAGGUCACAGAGGAAGCCCUUAGCAGCAAAAUCUUGUAAAGUGUAGGUUUUAUUAUUAUUCAGGUGUGGGGAAGCCAAUGGAUCGGAAUGACCUCCAUGGAAAAGAUCCUUGGUUGGGGCACCUGGGUAACUCAGUCGGUUUGGUGGCAGACUCUAGAUCUCAGCUCAGGUCUCCAUCUCAGGGUCGUGAAUUCAAGCUCUGCAUUGGGCUCCAUGCUGGACGUGGAGCCUACUUAAAA